AUUAAAUCACUUAUUACGAUACUCAAUUCAAAAACACAUCACUCAAACAUGCAGACACAACACUCAAACAUGAAGAAAAUUGUUCUUUUGUUUUUGGCCGUCAUGGCGUCGGCGGUAAAAUCCUUACCUGUGAUGCCAAAAAUAUCUGAAAAAAAGCCAGACGAGAACUCGAAAGCAGAAUACUAUUUGGAAAAUCAGAGACAACCAAGAGCAGACGUUUAUCCUUUGUUUUUGGACUACAAGGCAAAAGAACAGGCGAAAAAUCCUUUGGUUACAAACGUUGGACACGCUCUGUUUCCCCAAAACUUUUACAAAUUAUCUUCCCAAAAUGUAGUCGAAGAUCCAGCCAAAACAUCUGAAAAAACUACAACAUCCGUGGGGAAAGACAUAACAAAUACAAGGACGCCUAUACCUAUCGAGUUGCAAUUCUAUCCGAAAGCCCAAAAUGAUGGUGGAACAGAUAAAAAUUCGAAUAAUGCGCCUGGUUCAGGAGGUUCAGCAAUUGGUAAACCUAGUGGUUCCAAUGAAAAAGGAAUUGGACAGAGAAAACUGCCUAAAGAACUGACAAUAUCCUUACCACGCUUUCAAACCGACGCUCAAGGAAAAUGGGUGUACAAUCCAUGGGGUGUCACCUAUCAAAAUGUGUGGAAGCUGACUAGACAAGAUCAAUACUAUUGGAUAUGGGAUUUUAAAUCCCAGGGCAAUUAUAAGACUUUGGAACCUCAUCCGACUGUGUGCUUUGAUAAAUCAACAGUCUACAACGUUCCACCUAUAAUGGAUUGGCUGCUUAAAAGAGCAAGAAAAGGUAACAUAGGUCCCAAGCCCAUUCUUGUAGAUCUUAGAAUGGAGAUUUACCUUCAAGGUAAAUCGGAGACCUGCCACACCAACCAAUAUGUGGAGGUUCGUCCUUAUGUCGAGUGUGCCCUUUUGCGUAAUAUGCGGAUGGAGUAUCUGAUGCCCCAUUAUCCAUUGCAUCAGACCGGCAACGUAAGAUACGAUUGGUUUGAAGAUGAAUAUUGAAAUCUCAAUCUUUUUAAAGACUUCUCAUCAAAAAUCAUUUACUAUUAGGAUCAUAUAGUCAUUUUUCGAAAACUCGAAAGGAACCUUCCAGAAAAAGAAAAAAUCUAAAAAAUAUUUUCCCCAUAUUUCCUCUCCUUCUUUCCUUCCUUUCUUCCAGAUGUAUUUAAGUCACUUGUUAAGAUACUCAAUUAAAAGACACAACAUUCAAAUAUGAA
Molecule: messenger RNA, 1235 nt
Organism: Drosophila bipectinata
Lineage: Eukaryota; Metazoa; Arthropoda; Insecta; Diptera; Drosophilidae
Source: RefSeq, a predicted model, not a curated record